CACGCCAAAAUCACCAAGAAGCAGUUGGAGCGGAGGGAGAGUUUAGGGUUUGUGAGGAUGAGCGACAGGUUGACAGGGAAGGUUAAGUGGUUCAAUGAUACCAAGGGUUUCGGGUUCAUAACUCCCGAUGAUGGCGGCGAUGAUCUGUUCGUCCACCAGUCCUCGAUCCGAUCCGAGGGCUUCCGCAGCCUAGGUGACGGCGAGGAGGUUGAGUUCCAGAUCGAAAAUGGAUCUGACGGCCGUACGAAAGCCGUUGAUGUCACUGGACCAAACGGUGAACCUGUUCAGGGAAGUACCCGCGGAGGUGGGGGUGGUGGCGGUGGGGGUGGUAGAGGUCCUCGUGGAGGCAGCGGUGGAGGUAGCUACGGAGGCGGUGGCUACGGAGGCGGUGGAUACGGUGGAGGUGGCUACGGUGGAGGCGGUGGCUACGACGGGGGUGAUGGAUAUGGUGGAGGAGGUUAUGGUGGCGGUGGGAGAUCUAAUAGAAGUGGUGGUGGAGGUUAUCGCUCAGGAGGUGGAGGCUAUGGUGGCGGUGGUGGUGGUGGUGGCUGUUAUACCUGCGGGGAAUCAGGCCAUAUGGCUAGGGAUUGUCCUCAGGGCGGAGGUGGCGGCGGCGGAGGCCGUGGCGGCCGUUAUGGAGGAGGUGGAGGCGGCGAUGGCUGCUUCAACUGUGGUGGUACUGGUCACUUUGCUAGGGAGUGCCCAAACAGCGCUCGUUGAAUAAAGGAGGUUGGUUGGUUGAGGUGUACUACCUACACAUUUGACUUGCUCUCCCUUUCAGUCUGCUGGUUAUGCUUUAGUUUAUUGCUUGGUUUAGGUAUAUCAUGUUUGGACUUUUCUGUUGAUUUUAAGGAUUGUCUUGCGGCUUUAUUUUUGAUCUGGUUUCCUAGGCUUUUAAAUCCAUAUCGUUUGAACUUUUUAUGGGUUAUGGCAUGGCUCUUGUUGCAGCAAGAGAUGAGUCGGUGAUGGUGAAAGUGAUUUUUUGUGUGCUCACUGUGCAAUGAAGUGUUCAUACACAGAAAUAUAUACAUGCUGGGUUUGAUCCGUUAUUUCGACCUUUCUAUAAUUUUCAGUUUGUUUUAUGUUUUUGUUAUUCAAUUGGGUUGGUCAAAAUCAAUUGCUGUAAUCCUGACAUUCGUAUAGAUCAGUGUUAUACUUUUUGCUCUUUCUA
Messenger RNA from Tripterygium wilfordii, 1171 nucleotides. Its product is annotated as glycine-rich protein 2-like. The record is from RefSeq and is a predicted model, not a curated record. The transcript has a single exon. The coding region runs from base 58 to 720 and encodes 220 amino acids. Gene Ontology annotation, molecular function: zinc ion binding; nucleic acid binding. Lineage: Eukaryota; Viridiplantae; Streptophyta; Magnoliopsida; Celastrales; Celastraceae.